AUAAUAUAUUUCUUCCUCAAUAUUCUCUUCUUUAGAUCUAUUAUUAUCUUAUUCAAUUGAUAAUAAUUAUAUAUUAUAUUUCUAAUAAAAAGUACAAUGUCUGUUCCAACUAAUCCUUAUGGACCAAAUCCUUCAGAUUUUCUUUCUAAUGUUCGUAAUUUCGAAGUUAUUGAAUCUACUUUAAGAGAAGGUGAACAAUUCGCUAAUGCAUUCUUUACUACUGAAAAGAAGAUUGAAAUUGCUAAGGCUUUAGAUGAUUUCGGAGUUGAUUAUAUUGAAUUAACUUCUCCUGUUGCUUCAGAACAAUCUAGAAAGGAUUGUGAAGCUAUUUGUAAGUUAGGUUUAAAGGCCAAGAUUUUAACUCAUAUUAGAUGUCAUAUGGAUGAUGCUAGAGUUGCCGUUGAAACUGGUGUUGAUGGUGUUGAUGUCGUUAUUGGUACUUCACAAUUCCUUAGACAAUAUAGUCAUGGUAAAGAUAUGAAUUAUAUUGCUCAAUCUGCCAUUGAAGUCAUUGAAUUUGUUAAGUCAAAGGGUAUUGAAAUUAGAUUUUCUUCUGAAGAUUCAUUUAGAUCAGAUAUCGUUGAUUUAUUAAACAUUUACAGAACUGUUGAUAAGAUUGGUGUCAAUAGAGUUGGUAUCGCUGAUACUGUUGGUUGUGCUAAUCCUCGUCAAGUUUAUGAAUUAGUUAAGACUUUAAAGUCCGUUGUCAGUUGUGAUAUCGAAUGUCAUUUCCAUAAUGAUACUGGUUGUGCUAUUGCUAAUGCUUAUACUGCUUUAGAAGCUGGUGCUAAGUUAAUCGAUGUUUCCGUUUUAGGUAUCGGUGAAAGAAAUGGUAUUACUCCAUUAGGUGCUCUUAUGGCUAGAAUGAUUACUGCCGAUAGAGAUUAUGUUUUAUCAAAGUAUAAAUUACACAAGUUGAGAGAUUUAGAAAAUUUAGUAGCGGAUGCAGUUCAAGUUAACAUUCCAUUCAAUAAUCCAAUUACUGGUUUCUGUGCUUUCACUCAUAAGGCUGGUAUUCAUGCUAAAGCUAUCUUAGCUAAUCCUUCAACUUAUGAAAUUUUAAAUCCAUCAGAUUUCGGUUUAACAAGAUAUAUUCAUUUUGCCAAUAGAUUAACUGGUUGGAAUGCUAUUAAGUCAAGAGUUGAUCAAUUGAAUUUGAAUUUAACUGAUGAUCAAGUUAAAGAAGUUACUAAUAAGAUUAAGCAAUUAGGUGAUGUUAGACCUCUUAAUAUUGAUGAUGUUGAUUCUAUAAUUAAGGAUUUCCAUGCUGAUGUUUCAACUCCAGCUUUAAAGCCAACUAAUGGACUUCUUAGAGAAGUUAGUGAAGAACCUUCUGCUAAAAAACCAAAAACUGCUUAAAAGAAUUUUGUCUUUGUCGUAGUUUUUUGAAUCCUUUAGCAGAAAUAUCAAUCUCUCAUUAACAGUCGUCUUUAAAUAAAAUCCAAAAAAAAGUAUCAUAAAAUUUGAAAAAUGAAAAUCAAUAUCAUUAAAUGGACAUUUAUCAUCCUUUUUCAUCCAUAUUUUCAGUUCUUGUUUUCCUGGGUAAUUUUUUUUAAAAAAAAAGAAAGAGAAGGUUAGUCUUUCUACGAUUCAUGACAAUUUUGCUAUUUAUAUUUUAAUUAGUUUUUAGUUUAUUUUUAUUCAUUUUCUUCACUUGUAUUUCACUCAUUUACUUGAAAUAUUAGUAUUUUCAUUAACCCAUAUUUCAAUAUAUAUAGACUGCAAAAAUCUAUUUUACGGUUCCUGUGUAGUCUCGGUAUUAAAAAGUUGCGGUAA
This is a messenger RNA of Scheffersomyces amazonensis, 1776 nucleotides long. It is a transcript of the gene LYS22, whose product is annotated as Lys22p. Gene Ontology annotation, cellular component: mitochondrion. The coding region runs from base 97 to 1359 and encodes 420 amino acids. The transcript has a single exon. NCBI's taxonomy places the organism in Eukaryota, Fungi, Ascomycota, Pichiomycetes, Serinales, Debaryomycetaceae. Gene Ontology annotation, molecular function: homocitrate synthase activity. The record is from RefSeq and is a predicted model, not a curated record.